AUGGGCGAGGAGGAGGAUACGGAACUGGCACGAAAUCUUUCCGAACGACUGAAAGCGGGCUGCUACGAGUGUGCGAUUUGCUCAGAAUUUAUUCAUCUUUGUGAUAAGCUUUGGUCUUGCUCGGAAUGCCAUGGGAUCGUGCACUUAUCAUGUGUUCGCUUCUGGGUGAAGGCACAGGCUGAAGAGCGGGAAAGACGGAGUACUGCUUGGGGCGCGACAUCGUGCGACGCAACUCAAUUUCGUUGUCCUCUUUGCCAGUUGAUUAAUUUAACGUCUACAGUGGCGGAGUACAGAUGCUUCUGUGGAAAGGUAAAGCAGCCAUGUGCGGAUCCCCUACUCGUGCCUGGCUCUUGUGGUCAGAUGUGUGAGCGGUCGCGUCGUGAUCCAAGGUGUGGGCAUCCCUGCACACUGAUGUGUCAUCCAGGGCCGUGCCCUCCGUGCUCCUUGGUCCGUCUGCAGUCCUGCUACUGUGGUAAGACAGAGAAAACUGUUGGAUGCUCAAGUGAAGUGUAUGGCUUUGAAUGCAACGAUGUUUGUGGGAAGUCUCUCGACUGUGGGAACCAUCAUUGCACCGUCCCUUGCCAUGAAGGGCCGUGCCCAAUCUGCAUGGUGCUAAAGACAGAAACAUGCUACUGUGGGGCCACGGAAAGAAAACUGCGCUGUGGCGAGAAUGGACCUUUUUCGUGCAACAAGGUGUGCUCGAAGCCACUGGACUGCGGCAGUCACACCUGUCAGUUCAAAUGUCACGAAGGACCUUGCCAACCUUGUGUACGGACGCCUGAGCGACAGAUAUUCUGUCCCUGUGGCAAGGUGCGUAUAAACCAACUGCUUGAUUUACCAAGAACGUCCUGUUUGGAUCCACUUCCCUCCUGCGGACUCGUCUGCGGGGCACCACUUCCGUGCAACCAUACAUGCUCUUUUGUCUGUCAUGACAAUCCUGUAUGCCCGCCCUGUACUAAGCUAAUCACGUCCAGGUGUGCAUGUGGCUCUUGCGAAGUCACAUAUCCUUGCUUUUAUCAUUACUUGCCUCCAGCGCAAUGGCAAGAGGCUGCCGUAAAGGCAAACAUUAAUGUGAAUAAGGUGACCCUUUGCUAUCCUCCCAAAUGCCAAAAGCCCUGUAGAAAGCAGUUGUCAUGUGGCAAACAUGUAUGCAAAGAGGUCUGCUGCUCCAAUGAAGAUCACAUAUGCUACCAAAUUUGCACAAAACGUUUGCAGUGUCGGAUGCACUCUUGUGGUCAACUUUGUCACAAGGGACCGUGCCCUCCGUGUAGUGUCGCAUCUUACCAGAGACUGUACUGCCGUUGUCGACGCACGUGGGUUGAGCCUCCAGUGCCCUGCGGUACAAAACCUCCAAAUUGCAGUCAUGAGUGUGCCAUCCCUCGAGCUUGCGGCCAUCCGCCGAAACACCCAUGUCACAUUGAGGAGAAGUGCCCGGAUUGCGUGGUUCCUGUGGAAAAGAGGUGCGCAUCACAUAACAAGGUGAUGCCAUACUUUUUGCCCUGCUUUAGGCAUUCCAUUUCAUGCGGAAAGAAGUGCGGUAAACAAUUGGCAUGCUGUGGAAGAAAAUGCGAGAAGACAUGCCAUGGGGGGCCGUGUGAGCACCAGUGCACAAACAAGUUUCCGACGCUUGCAUAA
This is a messenger RNA of Trypanosoma rangeli, 1635 nucleotides long. Its product is annotated as putative nuclear transcription factor. Gene Ontology annotation, biological process: regulation of DNA-templated transcription. Bases 1 to 1635 code for a protein of 544 amino acids. The transcript has a single exon. The record is from RefSeq and is a predicted model, not a curated record. Lineage: Eukaryota; Euglenozoa; Kinetoplastea; Trypanosomatida; Trypanosomatidae. Gene Ontology annotation, molecular function: zinc ion binding; DNA-binding transcription factor activity, RNA polymerase II-specific; RNA polymerase II transcription regulatory region sequence-specific DNA binding. Gene Ontology annotation, cellular component: nucleus.